AUGUUUUCAAAUGGAUCAGCGCUCACGGAAGAUCACGCUCUUAAUGGCCUCCCCCAAUUGGGAAAAUUGGUUCGAGGAAUUCUUGAUAAGUCAAUCAAGAAAGUCAGCGAGCGUGAUGCAGCCAUACGAGAUAUCGUCACAAUAGUUUCAAACUGUACCUCUUUUUACAUCAGUGGAGCCGACACUAAUAUAUAUCCAUUGAGCACCUUAAUUUCCGACCUAUGCUCCCUUGCAUUGCUAGAAGUGAAAGAGAAUGGAGAAAAGCUAGGAAAGAAUCGUGUUUCUUGCAAAACGACCUGCUUCGAGUUAGCAAUCAAUGUGCUCAAUAAGCUUUGUGACAGUCGGUUUUUUCACAUAUUUUUUGAGAUGUACUUUGCUUAG
Molecule: messenger RNA, 381 nt
Organism: Haemonchus placei
Lineage: Eukaryota; Metazoa; Nematoda; Chromadorea; Rhabditida; Trichostrongylidae
Source: the annotation of a GenBank genome assembly